UAAAAAAAUGAAUUUCAAUCCUAAUAACGUAAUAAUAGCAUUGAACUGUGCAUCUUUCGUCGUUUACCUCUUGUUCUCCAGCUGCUAUGGCGGUCCUUACUCUCACUGUAAAAUCCAAAACAAAUUGGCGGGAAAAGAAGCCAUCGAAGAAGUUCAGAGUCAGAGCAAGCUCCGAUCAGAGUUCCUGCAAGUCCUGCGUACUAGGCGACCUGCUCAAGUUCCACCAACUAUCGAACCUGCGAAGCCAGUGGAGAAUCCUUUGUAUCAGAUCUCUCCUCCAACGAGAGAAGAGAUCGAGAUAUUAGAAUCGACUCCAAAGGCAGAUAUAGAUAACCUUGACGAGUUGCUUGAGGAGGAGAACUUGUACUUGAAUAUAGAGAAAGGAGAGCAAGGACGGUUGCCGGUGUUGAUUUUGAAGUUGAAGAAAAGCAAUAAGCAGAGAAAAAGGCCUGCGGUUGUUUUUCUUCAUAGUUCGUACGGUAUCAAAGAAUCCCUGCGUCCAUUGCUAAAGGCGUAUGCUUCGCGAGGAUAUAUAGCAAUUUCUGUUGAUUCUCGUUACCAUGGAGAACGUGCCACCAACACAACUACCUAUAUUGAUGCACUUAUUUCUGCAUGGAAAACCGGUGAGACAAUGCCAUUCAUAUAUGACACGGUGUGGGACUUGAUUAAAUUGGCAGAUUAUCUAACACGGAGAAGAGAUAUAGACCCUUCUAGGAUAGGAAUCAAUGGAAUAUCACUUGGAGGAAUCCAUGCAUGGUUUGCUGCAUUUUCUGAUACUAGCUAUGCUGUGGCUGUUCCGGUGAUUGGUAUUCAGGGAUUUCGAUGGGCCAUAGACAACGAUGAGUUUCAGGGUCGAGUUGAGACUAUAAAGCCUCUUUUUGAGGUGGCUCGUGAUGAUUUGGGUAAAGCUGCUAUUGACAAAGACGAGGUGGAGAAGGUGUGGGACCGAAUUGCUCCUGGUUUAGCUUCCCAAUUUGAUUCACCCUAUUCAAUUCCAGCUAUUGCACCACGUCCGUUGCUUAUUCUUAAUGGUGCGGAAGAUCCUCAGUGUCUUCUUGGAGGCUUGGAAAUUCCAAGAACAAAGGCAAGCAAAGCAUACAGAAUGUUUAACUGUUCCGACAAUUUCAAGUUUAUUGCAGAACCUGGAAUUCGACACCAAAUAACGAGAUUUCAGAUGAAAGAAUCAGCUGAUUGGUUUGACAUGUUCUUCAACCCUUAGCCCGUGGUGCCCUCGUGUUCUUCAAGCCCUGUGUGGUUGUAAAAUUAUAAAGCACCUUGCUCAGGAUCAUUGCCUCAUUCCAGUUGUCUUUGUAUCUCUGUCAUGAUAUAUUGAAUAAUGUAAAAUGCUUUACGUGUUGAAACCCACUAGGGAUAUAUAUGAUGUAGUGGGGGUAUAUGAUGUAGUGGAGG
Glycine soja is the source of this 1410-nucleotide messenger RNA. Its product is annotated as putative esterase YitV. The coding region runs from base 8 to 1219 and encodes 403 amino acids. The record is from RefSeq and is a predicted model, not a curated record. Gene Ontology annotation, molecular function: hydrolase activity. The transcript is spliced from 13 exons. Lineage: Eukaryota; Viridiplantae; Streptophyta; Magnoliopsida; Fabales; Fabaceae.